Spizellomyces punctatus DAOM BR117 is the source of this 580-nucleotide messenger RNA. RefSeq lists its product as uncharacterized. The transcript is spliced from 2 exons. NCBI's taxonomy places the organism in Eukaryota, Fungi, Chytridiomycota, Chytridiomycetes, Spizellomycetales, Spizellomycetaceae. Bases 5 to 502 code for a protein of 165 amino acids. The record is from RefSeq and is a predicted model, not a curated record.
ACAAAUGGGGGCCAAAUCCAGUAAAUCCAAAAGGCAACCCACAUCUGACGUACCCAAAGAAGGAUCCAAGCCAGCUACCGACGCUCCAAACUUUGUGCAAACCCCUCCCGAAAAACAUCUCUCGGCGGAUCCCGACACACCGCUCAAAAAAUCCCUUAAAAUAUGGUGCAAAACGUCUGAGCAAGCUCGCACGCAUCGGUUGGGGGAUUUGGUGGAUCUAUACGAUGAAAUCAUCAAACGGGGGGUGGUGUAUAGAGCUUCAUUACGAUGCGAUGAUGAUCCAACCACAGCCGUUGACCGUCUCGAAUCAUCCGGACAGAGUAUCAUUGAGAAGUUUCUGACGCCGGGAGGAUCGAGGGAUUUGACGCCCCUGCUGGGUGCCGAUGGUCAAUCUACUGUCACUCUAUCGAGUGUGGAUGGGUUUGAUGAGGUGUUAAACAGAGUUGUUUGGGCGUUUGUAGAGGGCGUCAGAGGGUGUGAUGUAGCGAGUAAUGGACAAUGAACAAGGAAAAACUGAUUCACGAACCAGAUAUAAACAAUUUUUGGGAAUCUAUCAUACAAGACUAUCUAUCGUACACUG